CAAGAAAAACGGUGAGCCGAGGGGAGCUGACUCAAGCAUUUCUCGUUCAGCCGUUUACCCGCGAGGACCGUAUCCCAGGGCACGAGUUUAUUUCUCUAUUCCCUCCUCCGUUUAUUUCUUACUCUCCAUCGGUUCCUCAUUCGGAGUUUAAUUUGUGUGAACAUUUCGUCAUGCCGUUGUUCAAAAAGCUGCGGAUGUUCUCCCGUCACAAGAAAUUGUGCGAAGAAUGGGCACUAGCCAACAGUCGUGACUGCGUGGAGAGCACCAGUGGCAGUGGUAGUGGACUGAGUAGCGACCAUGGUGAUGUUACCGAGGCGACAUUUACACUCAAAUACCUGGGUAGCACUCUGGUGGAGACGCCCUCCAGCGAGGAGGCAACCGCCGAGGCUAUCAAAACAGUCAUGACCAUGGUAAAGGCCAGUGGUAAAAAAUUACAGAGAGUCUCUCUCGGGGUCAGCCUUCGGGGCAUUCGCAUGACUGAUUUGGCUACGGAAGAGGACCAACUCCAAGUCUCAAUAUAUAGGAUUUCCUACUGUUCCGCGGAUGCCGCUCACGAUCAUGUAUUCGCAUUCAUAGCGACAAAUCUGAAUGAGACAAUGGAGUGCCAUGCUUUUUUAUGCCCAAAAAGAAAAACCGCCCAAACAGUGACACUAACUGUUGCCCAGGCAUUCAACACAGCAUACGAAGCCUGGCAACAGUCCCGAGCUGAUCCACGCAUUCAUCAUCCACCCAGCAAGACUCUCAACACUAUUCCCCUCAACAACGACAAAACCAUCGGAAAGUCCGAGGAGACGUUGGCCGAGGUGAAGAAGAGCGAGAAGAAUCUGCUGAUUGAUCUGACCCACGAGGUGAAACCCUCCGAAAAAACCUGGGUUCAUUUUGAAGAUGACUCGAGCGGAGAAAUGAGGAAGACAACGAAGAAAUCAACUGCGAAUGGCAUCCCCAUGGCGACAAUAAGACACACAGGUAGCAUGAGUAAUCAUGUUGUGCCUAGGCCAAUGCCAGGAUUCAAAGUUCAAAAUGCCUGGGGAGAAUCGCGAUCUGUCGAUCUCAUGUGUUCGUAGCAGUCGUAGCCCAAGGCCGAUUGUUUCACAGAUGUGCCACUGAUUACAGGACUGUGGAAGCACUUGUCAAACAAUGGCCCCAGCAAAAAGACCACCAAUUGUGGACGAUCGAAUGGAGAGCAAAAUAGAUCAUGAAAUUUUUGCUGAAUACGAGGAUCAAGGAGGGAGACAUCUCCCGAUGAGACAAAAUGAUUGAUUUGAGGGGAGGAAGGGAGAGAGCUAGUGCUGAGUGGAUAUUUUUAGAUUGCACCUCUAUUGAUCACAGGACAAUUGAUCACGAGAAAAAUAAUCACAGAAUAAUUAGAUCAUCAAGAAAAUACAUCACACAAUAUUAAAUUAUCAGCAAUUCAGUGUAUUUAGUGUAUAUUUAAUUACGAUGAAAAAAAAAACAUGAAAACCAUGAACGGUUCAAGUUUUAGAGUAUUUAAUAAUUCAUUAGAAUCCAUUGAGUUGUCGUGUUGGAUAAUGGUUCUUUCUCACGGAGAAAGAUUGUGAGCAACCCCGCGUAAAUACUCCAAAACAUCGCCCUCAUUAACCCACGACGUCACCACCGCGUAGAAACGAACAUCGUAAUCACAGUAUUUCUUCCGCUUCCUUGAUGAAAUGAGACGGCCAGCAUUAAAUUGCUCCCAAAUCACUUCAGACAACGCUUGCUCGACUUUCAAAGCAUUGAUAAAUCUGCCCAACUGCUCAUGAUUUCUACCAACACGUUGAUGAAAAGCAUUAUGCCAACCUUCCAUCAUACUAUUGGUCCUGGGCUCAUCAUUGACGACUGCAUAGUAGGAAUUCCAUAUUUCAAUAGGAAACUUAGCUGACGUAUAACCGCUGAAUUGUCCGGUGAUCAAAACAGCUUGUGAUAGAAGGAUUUGUGGUGGCUUGACCAUGUGAUCAAAUUUCUGAUCAUUUGUCCCGCAAUCAACUGUACCCGUGAUAAGUAGGGGUGAUACCUAUUUUUCAUCGUCAACUUGAAAUGUUUUUGGUGAUCACAAGUGAAUACACCAGUGACGAUUGUCUCUGGUUGUGGUUGCGCAUUCGCAGAAGUUGAAAGACAUUUGAUCGCUGUUGAUGAUGAUGAUGAGAGACAUGACAGUUUAGGGAAUAAUCGUACAUUAAGCAGAACUCAGUGAUUUGCAUAGCGUCAUAGUGUGAAAAUAUUGAGGCUGUAUUUGCACAUGCUGUCGUCAUCGAUACGAGGCAUGUGUGAAGUCAAAUUGAAACUACCCUUUUAUGAGAGGAUUUCACUGGUUGCGAGUGAACGGUGAAUUCAUGAUUCUUAUGGAGUUAUUGUUGAAUGCUUACGGUGUCACGAUUAAUGUGAAUCGAAUGAUUCAUUUGAUUUCAAUGUUAUGUUUAUACUUUUGUGCUAUCCAUUUUUGGAGACAUUUUAUUAUUCAGCGUUUUGUUAAAUUUGAAUACUUUAGGGAUAAGUAGAAUAAAGGAUACAUAUCUACA
Diachasma alloeum is the source of this 2516-nucleotide messenger RNA. Its product is annotated as low density lipoprotein receptor adapter protein 1. The transcript is spliced from 6 exons. The coding region runs from base 171 to 1064 and encodes 297 amino acids. NCBI's taxonomy places the organism in Eukaryota, Metazoa, Arthropoda, Insecta, Hymenoptera, Braconidae. The record is from RefSeq and is a predicted model, not a curated record.